AUGUCAUUACCAACACCAACGCUCUCACCUUCCGAAACCAAUUAUAUAAUAACAUCGUUAUCACAUCCUUCUAAUCCGACUCGAUUAGAUGCUAGAUCACUGAUAGAUUCCCGACCUAUAGAAAUUUCCUAUGGUGUCUUCCCACAUGCGAACGGAAGUGCAAGGGUCAAAGUGGGAGGCACGGAAAUCAUAGCUGGAAUCAAAUUGGAAGUGGUCGAUUCGGAAUCGACAUCGAAUGAGAAAGAGAAAAAAGGUUUAGAGUCUUGGAGAUGUAAAGUUGAAGUUGAUGUUACACCACAAUCCUAUCCUACUACACAACCCAAUACGUUAUCUUCAAUAUCAACCUAUCUUUCAUCCUUGGUAUCAUCUCAUUUCACACCUUCAUUAACUCCUUUCACUAUAAUACCAAACACGAAAUUUUUUCAACCUCAAAUACAUUUAACCGUUUUAUCAUCUGAUGGAAAUAUACCUUCAGGACUAAUCAUAGCUUGCAGAGCCGCAUUCUCAGAUCUGAAAAUACCACGUACAAAGAUCAUUUCAUGGACAGGUGAGAACGACGAUCACAAUGAUACCUCACAACAAGGUGGUCAAGGUGAUUUAUCAGGUAUAAAAGCUGCCAUCUCAAGAGGAACAAACAAGAACGGCAAAGGUAAAGGUAGAUAUAUCGCUAGGGGUGGUGAAGAUUGGGAUUUAGAUUUAAAUCGAGAAAACGGUUCUGCUUCUCUCGACGGAACUGAAUACAUGUCAGGAAGAGAAAAUUUACCAGUUUUGAUAACGUUGAAUCUUGUACCCAAUUCCGAAAACGUUUUCAUAGACGCAACACUUUCUGAAGAAUCAGCAUGUCCCUCCAAACUUCAUUUAUUCUUUUCCAAUUCAUCAUCCAUAUCAUCAUCGUCAACACAGGAAGAACGAGAACUGAAGGUAUGCGGCGUAAGACUAGAAGGUAAUGGUCAAAGUAUAGAUUCUACACGUAUAAAAACCCUUUUGGAACAAGGCAGUGAAUUCGCUAAAGGAUUGAUCGACCAAUUGAAUUCUAAUUUACCAAGUUGGUAUUGA
Molecule: messenger RNA, 1056 nt
Organism: Kwoniella shivajii
Lineage: Eukaryota; Fungi; Basidiomycota; Tremellomycetes; Tremellales; Cryptococcaceae
Exons: 3
Coding region: 1-1056 (351 amino acids)
Biological process (GO): U1 snRNA 3'-end processing; U4 snRNA 3'-end processing; U5 snRNA 3'-end processing
Cellular component (GO): cytoplasmic exosome (RNase complex); nuclear exosome (RNase complex)
Molecular function (GO): mRNA 3'-UTR AU-rich region binding
Source: RefSeq, a predicted model, not a curated record